This is a messenger RNA of Vombatus ursinus (common wombat), 907 nucleotides long. RefSeq names its product lysosomal associated membrane protein family member 5 (gene LAMP5). Lineage: Eukaryota; Metazoa; Chordata; Mammalia; Diprotodontia; Vombatidae. The record is from RefSeq and is a predicted model, not a curated record. The coding region runs from base 65 to 907 and encodes 280 amino acids. Gene Ontology annotation, cellular component: membrane. The transcript has 7 exons.
GACAGCUCUCACCCUUGCUUGCCUCCCUCUCUGCGAACAUCUGGAUUCAGUUACCAGAAGAAGCAUGGACCACAGGAGGAGAACUGCUCCGGGAAUCUUGCGUCUUCAAGUCGUGUUCUUGCUUUUCCAUACAAUUGCUCAGAUCAUGGCAGAACAAGAAGUUGAAAAUCUCUCAGGUCUUUCCACUAACCCUGAAAAAGAUAUAUUUGUGGUGCGGGAAAAUGGGACAACGUGUCUAAUGGCAGAAUUUGCAGCAAAAUUUAUUGUACCUUAUGAUGUGUGGGCCAGCAAUUAUGUCGAUCUGAUCACGGAACAAGCUGAUAUUCCACUUUCCCGGGGGGCUGAAAUGAAGGGCCGAUGUGGGCACAAUGAAUCCGAAUUGCAAGUUUUCUGGGUCGACAAAGCUUAUGCUCUCAAAAUGCUCUUCGUGAAGGAAGGCCACAACACUUCUAAGGGCCUGGAAGCUUCCUGGAGGCUGAGCAAAGUUCAGUUCGUUUAUGAUUCCUCAGAGAGAACGUACUUUAAAGAUGCUGUCAAUCCUGGGAAGCAUACAGUCAGUUCUCAUCACCUAUCUGCCUUAGUCACUCCAGCUGGGAAAUCCUAUGAGUGCCAAGCUCAACAGACCAUCUCCCUCACCUCCAGUGAUCAUCAGAAAACUGUUGCUAUGCUCCUCUCAUCUGUCCACAUCCAGCCCUUUGAUAUUAUCUCUGACUUUGUUUUCAGUGAAGAACAUAAAUGUCCUGUUGAUGAGAGGGAGCAACUGGAAGAAACUUUGCCUCUGAUUUUGGGGCUGAUCUUGGGCCUGGGCAUUGUGAUAACACUCACAAUUUACCACAUACAUCACAAACUGACGGCCAAUCAGGUGCAGAUUCCAAGGGACAGAUCUCAGUACAAACACAUGGGAUAG